Phanerochaete carnosa HHB-10118-sp is the source of this 2547-nucleotide messenger RNA. RefSeq lists its product as uncharacterized. The coding region runs from base 55 to 1299 and encodes 414 amino acids. NCBI's taxonomy places the organism in Eukaryota, Fungi, Basidiomycota, Agaricomycetes, Polyporales, Phanerochaetaceae. Gene Ontology annotation, cellular component: cytoplasm. Gene Ontology annotation, biological process: translational termination. Gene Ontology annotation, molecular function: translation release factor activity, codon specific. The transcript has 8 exons. The record is from RefSeq and is a predicted model, not a curated record.
GAUCACGACCCUCACCGUCUCCUUACAGCACAUCGUCUGCCAGGUCGCUUGCGCAUGUUUAGGAGUUUGCUAGGUGUUACACGGGCCCUGCACCUCUCGCAUCAUAUUGCUCACCCACGACCGCAAAUCUUAUUUCGGCCUGCUUCAACCGCUGCGGCUGUAAAAGCUGCCGAAAAUCUCCAGUCACUUAUUCGCGAGAAAGUGAAUAGAGUCUCGAAUGUGCUAUUGGACAUUACGGCAUAUGCGGACUGGUCUGCAAUCGAAGAGGAGGCGGAGAGUUUGAAGGAUCAGCUGCAAGACGAGAAGUCUUGGGAGGACAAGGCGCAAAUUGCGCAGACGAUGAGGUUUCAGACCCGGCUUGCCCGAGUAGAGAAACAGCUCUCAAGCUAUCGUCAAUUGCGAGCAGCUGUCUCUCAUGUACGUGAACUGGCAGAGUUCGCAGACGCCGAUAUGCAAGAGCAGAUGUUGCCGGAGUUAGAUGAGCUUUUGGAUACAUCACAGAAGACAUUGGUCGCUCUCUGGCUGGCUGGACCUGUCGACGCGAACUCCGCCUACCUCGAUAUACACGCUGGGUCAGGCGGUACGGAAGCCUGUGACUGGGCCUCCAUGCUUGCCAGGAUGUAUACGAGGUGGGCGCACUCACAGAACUACACAGUGGAGGUUUUCGACGAGUCGCUUGGAGACGUUGCAGGAAUCAAGUUUACUACCCUUCUCAUCAACGGUCCAUACGCGUAUGGCUAUGCACAAUACGAAAUGGGCGUGCAUCGUCUAGUGCGUACAUCGCCCUUCGACUCGAAUGGCGCCAGGCAUACGUCUUUCGCCAGUGUCCGAGUAACACCGCACUUUGAAGAAGACUCGCAAGACACAGGAAUUGAAAUAAAACCUGCUGACUUGAAGAUCACAACAAUGCGAAGUCAGGGAGCAGGUGGACAACAUGUCAACAAAACAGAAAGUGCUGUCCGCGUUGUCCACGUCCCGUCCGGUAUAGUUGUAUCAUGCCAACAAGAGCGCAGCCAACAUCAAAACCGAAGACAUGCCCUUGCUCUCUUGAGAUCAAAGCUGUACGAGCUUGAGCAGACCAAAAGAGAGCGAGAAAAGUCAGAUGCUCACGGAUCGCUUCCUGGUAUCUCAUGGGGCUCACAGAUUCGAAGCUACGUUCUGCAUCCGUACCAGCUGGUCAAGGAUAUACGCACAAACUUCGAGGCAACCGGCGGCGGCGUGGACAGGGUGCUUGAUGGUGAACUUAGCGGAUUCAUGGAGGCCAGCCUUCGGACAUUCAGGGCUAAGAGGAAUAAAUGAAAGCCCUGAAAACACUGUACCUCUUCUUCUGCGAAGGCUCUUACGAGUCGCCGUUCUCAAUUACUGAAGUGUUGGUUGACGUGACCGAUGGUCGUCAUUGCACAGAAGCCGAACCUUCACCAUCUCGCUUCCGCUCAAAAUUCGCAUGGCGUCUCGUGCAGGCUUCCGCAACUCCUGUUGUCGGGCUAUUUCGUUCUAUACGACGCUAGUCGAGCCUUUGCGACACGCUAUGUACGUGCGAAAUCACCGAAUGUCGAUGCCAACGGCGAUGGUGAUGGCAAUGGCAAUGAGGUUCAGCAAAACGGACGAUCUCCUCUCACCUCUCCCGCUCCCUUCUCCUCUUCCUGUGCGACUCUUCCCCGCUACUGCCCAUUGUUCCAAUGUCCGUCAGAGUGAACCUGCGUAGACAGCCAGCGGAGAGUGGUGCAGUUGUCGUCGAUGACCAGAGCGAUCGCAUAGGGUAUCUGGGUGAUUGGAUGGAUUUAGGGACUGGGAACCCAGCUAUCUACAACGGGUCACUUAAGGAGCUGGACUCGUCCGGCGGUGGCUUUUUCUUCACGUUCACAGGCACGCAUAAACGUGAGCUUAUCAUCUUCUAUUAGAUUUGACUUUGAACAUAGGAAGCCAAAUUCAAGUUUACGGAGUCGUCCGCGCUAAAGAGAAGGGCACGACCUCGACCUAUUCCCUCGACAAUCAGCAGAUGGACAGUUUCGUAGCACCCGAUUUGACCCAAGAAACGGAUGGCCUAAUGAUGUUUAACUCUGGCACCAUCCCACUCGACACUCACACCCUGACUGUCAGCAUUGACAACGCUUCCGGAGACUCUCCAUAUUUAUUAGACUAUCUCAUCUUUAUUCCCGUGCCUCCCGUCACUUCUGGAGCGUCGCCUAUCCUGAGCUCGAGCUCUGAAGACGUAUCGUCUCCGUCUUCAUCGCCUUCAUCACCAUUAUUGCCAUCUUCUACAUACUCGUCAAGCCGGUCACUAAUCAUUUCCGCACUGUCUGUCAGUGCUUCGCCGGCAUCGAGUUCAUCAUCUCAGACGGAGUCAGGACCAACUGGUUCACUGCACUCCAAUAUUGCGACGUCACGCCCUUCGAACCAUGUCGGUUCGAUUGUUGGAGGAGCGAUUGGUGGUAUCGUAUUCUUGGCCAUACUGUUUAGCCUGUCAGCUUGGCGCUUGAGACAGAGGAAGGCCGCUGAAUCGGAGAGCGAACACAGCACGAUGGAAGGUAUUGACCGUACCUCCGU